Molecule: messenger RNA, 4715 nt
Organism: Seriola dumerili (greater amberjack)
Lineage: Eukaryota; Metazoa; Chordata; Actinopteri; Carangiformes; Carangidae
Gene: gng13b
Product: guanine nucleotide-binding protein G(I)/G(S)/G(O) subunit gamma-13-like
Exons: 3
Coding region: 455-658 (67 amino acids)
Biological process (GO): sensory perception of taste; phospholipase C-activating G protein-coupled receptor signaling pathway
Cellular component (GO): heterotrimeric G-protein complex
Molecular function (GO): G-protein beta-subunit binding
Source: RefSeq, a predicted model, not a curated record
GCGCACCGGACCAGCUCGUUAACUUGUCCGCUUCGUGAUAUUUGCCCCCCCUCUCCUCGCCCUCCUCCUCCUUAUCGGAGCAGCUUCAGCAGCUACAACCACCCGGACUAUCGGGCUCAGCAGCGGGUAAGAAGAGUCUCCUCCAGCUCUCCAGACAGACUCAGACCGGUCGUCAUCGUCUGUUUUACUCCGGAGACUGCGGAUUUUAUCCUUGAUCUUUUCCAGUGGAUACCGAGAGUGCGCGCCGCCUCCCCGAGACCAACAAAGUCUACGGACAUUAAGUCAGCUCUCAUUUGUUGUAUAUCAGGGAAAUUAAAAUCCUCUUAUCCGUGUGCCGGUCCAGCUGUCUUCCCUGCCCGCCCUCCGGUUAAACUGCACCGGUCAGACUUGGAAAGAGCAACAGCCUCCGCCGGCGCAUCAGUGAGGUAGAAAAGCCCUACAUCAAGCUGCAGCCAUGGAUGAGAUGGACCUGCCCCAGAUGAAGAAGGAGGUGGAGAGCCUCAAGUACCAGCUGGCCUUCAAACGAGAGAAGUCCUCCAAAACAGUGACUGAUUUGGUAAAGUGGAUAGAGGACGGCGUCCCAGAGGAUCCUUUCUUGAACCCGGAGCUGAUGAAGAACAACCCUUGGGUGGAGAAAGGAAAAUGCAUCCUUCUCUAGAAGAAACGACCCACCCUGUCACAACCUUUCAACUUCAACCCACGCUGACCAACACACACCUACAGAUGACCCCUUGAACCUGGCCCUCCCUGGCCUGCGAAGGCCGCGGCAGGACAGCGCCUCCCAACCUCUCACCGUGAAUGUACAACAGCUGAUUUCCCCCAACCUCUCCCGAACACACACCCCAACAAGGGCACAGAAACACACACUCUCACACACUUUCACUCCAAAUUCUGGGGUUUCUCCCCGACUGCCACACAUUCACUGCAAGUUUAUUCCUGCCACGGCAAUGCAUCGUUACUAUGAUAUUACGACAAUGAUCAAUACUCCUACUACAUGUCUCUAUAUGAAUACAUAACGAUUUAUUUAUGCAGCUGCCAGUCACAAGCUUUCUCUACUCUUACUCUUCAUUCUGAGCAUAGCACUUUUUAUUUCUUCCAUUUAUGAUGAAUUAAUGAGCUGUAAUAAAAUGUAGAGUCAGAUUCUCGAUACCAAACUGACUGUAGAUCUGCUGGGGGAAGGGGGUUUGUUCUACAGUGAGAUAUCAACCAUAUUACCACACAUAAAACUGAAACAAAAUUAUGGUACUUUUUUAGCUUGAAGGUGACGGCUCAAGUCUGUGGUUGACAAAAUAGUUACAAUAAAGUUGUUAAAACCUCAUUAGAAUUAAAUUAACCUGUCCAUAAGAAACCCUAUAAUGAUUUAUAAUUAAAUGAGGAUCAUUUUUAGUCCAUACAGUGUAUUUACACACCAAGGAUUUGCUUAUAUUGGUUUACAGACUAUGGUUCUAAUGUUUUAUGAAGUCAGAAAGGAGGACCUGCACAUAAAGGACAUUAAGACUAGUAUUUAAUGAUACAUAAUGUCUUCAUAUGUAUUUGCUUGCCUUAACUAAAUAUAAUAUGCUUGUUCUUCAUUAUCAAUCAUCAUUCACACACUUAUAACUGCGAGUGUUUUGUAUCUCGAUUAAAUCCAGAUACAAUUUAACACUGUUUUGUUUACACUUACCGACAUAUAUAACUAGCUUCAUCACCCAGGUCAUGAAUCUGAUUGCAGUCUGUCAUGGUUUCCCCAGGCUACAUGUGAAUCAGAGUUCUACUGCAUGUAUCGGGCUCUACUGCCGAUCAAUAAUGCACCUGAAGCUGAAUCGUAUAUAUUGAUUUUACCUUCUAAGGUGGUUUGAACAAUCCGAUUUCCGUCCAUCUUGAAUGCUCUUUGGUUGCAUCUACACUUAGCUUUUGUGAUAUUUUCUAUCCAUCCAAGAUGCAUGAAAUGACUGAGUGUAAACACAGUCUUUGUCUGCAUUCAAGCCAUUUUCCAGUCAGCAUGGUGGCAGUUUUAAUACAUUAUAUAUCCCUAUACUGUAAACCAUUGUAGCAGUUUGAAUGAUCCCUACUAUUAAUUUUAAGUCUUUAUAGAUUCUUAUGGUGCAUUCACUAAUUAUAAACAUGUUUGUUAUUGACUAAUUACACUACACUUGUAAUAUGUUAAGCACAAACUUGAUUUGACAAAUGCAACUGUUACAGAUCUGAUUUUUUUAAAAAGAUGAACUCCAAGGAUUUAGCACAUGGAAACAAGUUUAUUAAUUAUCUAAAGAUGUCAGUAUGCUAGAAACUAGCUCGUACGUCGUGUCACAUGAACACAAAAGAAGACAAACGUGUUUGUAGCUCCAAACAGCCAUGACUCGAAGUCAGGGUGAAGCGCCUGCUCUUAGAGAGGGGCAAAAAUGCGGGUAAUGGUGCAAACUUUUUCAGACAAUAUUUCCACGGUGUUGAAUUUGGUUGUACACAUGAGAAGUGAUGGAAACAGUGCAAGAAUGAAAACAAGAUCUUGAGAGAAAGGUUAAAACCCUGCUUAGUUUCUGGGUGUACAAUGUCGGCUUUGGAAAGUUACGUAACUUGUUGGACACGCCCCACUCCUUCUCCCAUGGCACUUCAUUUGAGUCAUACUGACAUCUUGAGAGAACGUCUGACAUAUACACAAAAUAUCAACGGCACUGCCAACGAUCUCUACCAAAACAGCUGAAGCCUUUACGUGGAACAGGCAACGUGCAUGAACCCCAAGAAGAGUUCGCCGCGACAGCAACAUUAGUCGCGCCGUUUUUCAGCUUUCAAUGCUACCUUCAACUCGUAAUGCAUGGUUAUCAAAUUUACAUUCUGGAGAGAGAGAUCUGCAACCAGUGCUGUUUUUUUUUUGUUUUUUUGCUUCAGUGUCAAGAGGUCAGAGAGAGUCAUCGCAGCUCUUUGUGUUGUCAGAGCAGAGUGGAGCUCUGGGUCUCUGGAGGAGGUUUGAGUUUUCUGCUCCCUCUCCUGCUUAGCUACAGACCCUAAGGCAACACACAAACACAUAUAAACACACACACACACACACACACACUCAACACCCAUACAACCGUACACACACUAUCUCUUUCCACACAUGUACAGAUAGACCCCUUUAACUUAUUAACUUAUUGAUCAAGACUUGGUUUAUUUAUUUAUUUAUUUAUUGAUGAGACCUCUCUCUCACCUGUAGUUUUUGUUUCCUACGUCUGCACUCCCUCUUCCUCAACUUGGAAAAAACAAAGACCAAAAAAAACAAAAACAAAAACAAAAAACGACUACACCUUGCCAGAUCACAUCUACUACUGCCUUGUACACAGUUUCCUUAAUAUAAGAAUGUAAAUAUAAUGGCAUGAGGUUUGAACAUCACCACUGACCUCUGAGCUGGUCUGUGUGUGUGUGUGUGUGUGUGUGUGUGUGUGUGUGUGUGUGUGUCUGUGUGUGUGUGUGUGGCUGUGUUACUGUGUGUUUGUGUGUGUGUGCAUAUUUUCAAACAAAGUGCUUCAAUUUGGACAUUAGGCUUCCAUGUGGAUUAUGAUGCACACACACAUGCAACUGCAUCUCACACACACACACACACAAACACACACACACACAUACACACACAACACACACACACACACACACACUGCUUAGUAAGAAUGUGUAUGAGGGGAGGAGUGGCAAGGAUGUGGGAUUCUCUGAAAGACUGGGGGACAGCGGAGCCUCACAUCAUCUCAGUACUGUAAUGAGACUCAUGUACAUUUUCUUCAAGAUGUCCCAGUUCCCUAAAGGCUGCUCAGUGCUCGGAGGACUUCUUAUGUGUAACUGCAAAUAUUCAAUUUUCCUCUUUUGAAACAAUCAAAUCCACGAUGUGCUAAUAAAUUAUUUAUCUUAAUUACUGCUUGCAUGUAACUCGUAAAACAUGUAUGAAAGGCGUUGACAUGUUUCACAUUUCUUAAAAUACUUUUAGGGAACAAAAUAAAAACUUUUAAUGUAAAAUUGUGUCACUGAGCCUGAAGUGAGGCCGGUGAAUUUAUGAUGUCCAGUGCAACUCUAAACAUAUGCUGUUUGCAACAUGAACUACAAAUGGAGCCAUUUUAGAAGUCCCAUGGUUCAAUUAGAGGCACCGCCCUUAUUUUGAACUUUGUUUUCUUUGAUUUUAUUUAAUAGUUUAGCUGUUGGAAAGUUCAAUGUACUAGUUGGUUUUUAAAAUAUAACCUAGUAAUUUCAUAACUAAUGCAUGACGAGGGACUUCCAAAAUGGGUUCUACGGUGCAAAGAAGUUCACAUUUUCUGCUUUUCCGGUGUUUGGCUUAAGUUUGUUACACUCCAACAUGAUUUCUAGGUUUAAAGAUUUAACACUUUCUUUAAGUUCUUACACCAUCACCACUGGGAAAGCAAUAAAUGCUGUGUCACAACCAACGGCCCAAAACAAACUUAAGAAGUACGUGAGAGGAUUUCUGAUUCUGCUUGUCCCUGGUCUGUUUUUUUUUUCUGUCUUGCUACUGUAACUUUACUUGUUUGGUUUGUUUUUAUAUAAUCAGAACGUGCGUAUGUAUGUAUGUUAUUACUAUUAUAAUGACAGCAUAAAAAUCUUGUCUAAAUAUCUAGCAACAUAUUCCUUGUGAGAGUGCUUUGGAAAAAUUAUUAUGCAUCAGAUCAAGUCCUUAGCGUAAAGAUGACAAUGAGCAAUAAAUUAAAAAUCAUUUUUUAUUGAAUGUUUUACAAAAACAUUUAUCUUAUUGAAUAAAGUAGAAG